This is a messenger RNA of Portunus trituberculatus (swimming crab), 645 nucleotides long. RefSeq names its product glycine receptor subunit alpha-4-like. The record is from RefSeq and is a predicted model, not a curated record. Gene Ontology annotation, biological process: chemical synaptic transmission; signal transduction; monoatomic ion transmembrane transport. Bases 1 to 645 code for a protein of 214 amino acids. The transcript is spliced from 5 exons. NCBI's taxonomy places the organism in Eukaryota, Metazoa, Arthropoda, Malacostraca, Decapoda, Portunidae. Gene Ontology annotation, cellular component: membrane; neuron projection; synapse. Gene Ontology annotation, molecular function: neurotransmitter receptor activity; monoatomic ion channel activity; transmembrane signaling receptor activity.
AUGUUGCAUUACUACCUCAAAGCAGAGGAGGCCCACGUGGUCAUACUGGCUAACCGCAGCGCCUUUAGACUUCGGUUCCACUUUAAAAACCUCUCCAGCUAUUUCAUUCCCUCCACUUACGUGCCUACCUUCCUCCUGCUGGUCAUUGGGUACCUAACGUUCUUCUUCCCCAUUGAUGACUUCAGUGACCGCAUUAUGUCAGCGCUCACCUCCCUGCUGGUUGAGGCUGCCUUCUUCACACAGGUGAGCGCGUCCAUCCCCCAGACGUCCUACCUGAAGCUGGUGGACAUGUGGUUUGUCUUCUGCAUCAUUUUCUUGUUCGUCGUAAUGUUGGCCCUGGUCACCAUUAACACUUUGCAGGCCGAGGGAAACGCGAACACCCAAGUGGAGGAGAUCAAACCAGAGGAACCUUUUUACAUGCGAUUUAACCUCAAGAUCAACCCAGAACCCGAAGCCAAGGUGGAUCAACAAGGGGAAGGCGGGGCGUGCUGCUGCGGGGCUGAUCUGAGUGAGAGAAGGUGGGCUGAUAAUGUAAGUGUGGAUGAUGAGGAACACCUAAAUGAGAAAUUGGUUGAGAAUGUGCGGAGUAGGAUUUGUGAGAGUAGGCAAGAGAAAGAGAGGCCAGGAAGGAGCGAAAAAGAAUGA